AGCUGCGUUUAUGCCGUUGCGGUGUGAAGGCUGGCUAGUCACCUUGAACGAAUUUCAAUAUAUAGAUCAGUUUGGCCAGGGAGCGAUUUAGUUUUGUUUUUAAAGUACUCAAGAACACAAUGUCGUUGAGAUUUGCCCUAUUCUUCGUGAUCGGUUUGACUGUGGCAGUCAAUGCCGCACCACAGACCACGGGCCAAUCACUUCCGGUGAAGAGCAAUAACGGUCGAAACGAUGUGCUGAAUAGUGGAAAAAACAACGAGCGGAGUUUGGGUAAACAGGAUGAUGAGACUUUGGAGGAGUACCAAGCAAAGUCAGCCCAUUACUCUUAUGAUUCGUCGAUCAACGAUUCGAUCAGUGAUUCAACCAUAACUCGACAGGAGACGCGUGAAGGAUUAGCGCUGAAGGGAAUGUAUGCAUACAGCGAUGGCUUUUUCAAGCGAGAGGUGCACUACGUUGCGGACGAUAAAGGAUACCGCGUGGUGAAGGAGAUUUCAAUUCCCAUCGGAGACGGACCUCAAGAGGAUCCCAACGGUAAAGCGGAUGUGUCAUCUUCUCUCUACGGAUCGUAUUCCAUCACGGCCGAUGAUAUUGCAAAGCCAUCGAAGAAAAAUGCGAAAAAAGUUUAGAAUUUAUGUUAACAGUGAUGGUUCUGUAAUUGUGUCAUAAGUUUGAUCGAAAUAAAUGUUUAAGAUCGUA
Messenger RNA from Toxorhynchites rutilus septentrionalis, 696 nucleotides. RefSeq lists its product as uncharacterized. Lineage: Eukaryota; Metazoa; Arthropoda; Insecta; Diptera; Culicidae. The record is from RefSeq and is a predicted model, not a curated record. The transcript has a single exon. Bases 120 to 626 code for a protein of 168 amino acids.